AUGACACACACUGAGCACGGCAGGGCUCUCCCGGCGUUGGGGAUCCUAACAGCCUUCCCCAGAACGAAGCUCCUGAAUAAUCUCUCUGGGCUGUUUGAGGCGCUGGCUGAACAGGUACAGACUCUCUACACUCAGGUACAGCCUCUCUACACUCAGGGUGAGACGAAGGUGCUGAAGCUGAAAAAUCUGCGACCACAGGACUUCGCCAACUACACCUGUCAGGUGUCCGUGCGCAAUGUGUGUGACAUCCCUGACAGCGAGGUCACCUUUCAGCUCACUAGCGCCACCUCUCCCCCGUCUCUGCGGCUCUCUGUGAACGAGACCCUGGUGGUGGACCCCGGGACCGACGUCACCAUGUCGUGUGACGUGACCGGGGGCGAGCCCGUGCCGACUGUGCUGUGGUCCCGGUUCCCGGCCCCCCUGCCUCCCUGGGCUCAGGCCCGGGGCAGCACCCUGAGCCUGCGCAGGGUCACGCCCCGAGACGCCGGCUUCUACAGCUGCACUGCGGUCAACAACGUGGGCAACCCCGCCAAGAGGACGGUCAACCUCAUCGUGAGAGUCUUAAGGAACAUCACCUUCCAGAUCACUCCAGACUCCAACAAGGACAGCGAGACUAUCCAGAUGGGUCGUGACCUCAAGCUGUCCUGCCACGUGGACGCGCAGCCACAGGACAAGGUCAGCUACUCCUGGUACAAGAACUCUGCCCCGGUCCAGCCCUCCGAGAGCCUGAUUCUUCUGCGCAGUGACCCUGACAUGGCUCCGGGCACCAGCAGCCUGGAGAUCAUCGACAUGAAGUUCCGGGACCAAGCCACCUACAGCUGUGUGGCCCGGUUUCCUGGGAGCUCUGUGCCCGAGCUAAGAGUCGAUGUCAACAUCACCCAGAGCAGCGUGACCCCCCCUGUGCUGACGGUGCCCCCUGGUGGUAGCAUGGUGACAGUGUCUGAGGGAAAAGGGGCGGAGCUGGUGUGCCUGGUGGAUGGCAAGCCCCGCCCCCCAGUGCUGUGGUCGCGGGCUGAUAAGGACCUGCCCAUGCCCUCCGGGGAGAAUCUGGUGGAGACCAAGGAAGGCCGCCUGAGACUGGACAACGUCACGCGCAACAUGAGCGGCUCCUACCGCUGCCAGACGGCGCAGUACAACGGGCUGAACAUCAAAAGGCGUGAGGCACUGGUCCAGCUCAACGUGCAGUUCCCCCCUAUCGUGGACCCCGUGUUCCAGGAUGUCCGCUCCAAGCUGUUCCAGCGCCUGCCCCUGCGCUGCUCAGUGCUGAAGGCCAACCCCGCACGUAUCGAGCAGGCCACCUGGCUGCUGAACGGGCGCCGCCUGCCGGGAGGGGUCGUUCUUCCCGAGGCCUCGGAGUACGUCAUCGGCACCCUGAGCACCGGCAACAACGGCACCUACGAGUGCCGCAUCAGCAACAGCGCGGGCAGCACGUCCUGUGUCUUCAGUGUGUCAGCCAGGGCUUACAGCCCCGAGUUCUACUACGACACCCCAACCCCCAUCUACACCCUGAGAACCAGCCGCAACUACACCUACGACCUGCAGUGGACGCAGAGGGAGCCCAACGCCGUGGACAAGAUCAUCGGCUACUGGAUCAGCGUGACCCAGAUCCAGAAGAGGCAGACAGUGCUGUCCAAGCAGAUCACGGUGAAGGAGCCUCAGAAAGGCAGCCUGCUCUCCUACAAAAUUCAAGACUUGCGUAUCCCACUGUCCUACGAGGUGCGGCUCACUCCCAUUACCACAUAUGGCCUGGGAGACAGUGCAACCCGGAAUAUCCAGUACUCUGAAGCCUUCAACUACCCUGGACCUUUAGCGGAGCGCGUGUGUGGUUUUGAGGAUGACAGGAUGUGUGGUUUCACUCAGGACCAGAACGACAAGUUUGACUGGAUCCGACAGAACAACCUGACCCAAAACCCCAAGCGCUCGGCCAACACCGGACCCAUUAAGGACCGCAGUAACACAGAUGAAGGGUACUACAUGUAUAUCGAGGCGUCCUCUCCGCGGGUGCAGGGGGACAACGCGCGUCUCAUCUCCCCCAUCUACAACGUUCCCUGA
Messenger RNA from Lepisosteus oculatus (spotted gar), 2052 nucleotides. The record is from RefSeq and is a predicted model, not a curated record. NCBI's taxonomy places the organism in Eukaryota, Metazoa, Chordata, Actinopteri, Semionotiformes, Lepisosteidae.